CACAACUUUGCCCGCUGGACAGUAAACUAAUUUCAACAACUAUCGACCAAGGGUUGGCAAGCAAACGGUUCCAUCCCAUCCCAGCUCAUCAUCAUGAGGCUAUGGUUCGUCUUACUGCUCGGGUCGCUGCUGUCUGGGCAAUGCAUUUCGAGCGAUGGUAAAUGGAAAGAUGCGUUCAAGAAAUUGGAAGCUUGUGGUGUUAGCUUGUUCAGCUUCUGGAUGACACGACUUCAGCAACAGAUUGAAGAUUUCUCCGCAUGCAAACAGUUCAACGAUGGAAAUUCCGAUCCGAAUUGUAGGGGAAGUAUUGAGUCGGCCACGAUCGAUCUGCAACAGGCGUUGGGUGACUAUGGAGAAUGUAUCAGGGAUAUAUGUUAGAGGGUGUAAAUUGUACGAUGAAUAAAAGUAGGCAGUAGUCGAUGUAAUAAUUAUGCUCAA
This is a messenger RNA of Anopheles stephensi (Asian malaria mosquito), 438 nucleotides long. RefSeq lists its product as uncharacterized. The transcript has 2 exons. The coding region runs from base 94 to 378 and encodes 94 amino acids. Lineage: Eukaryota; Metazoa; Arthropoda; Insecta; Diptera; Culicidae. The record is from RefSeq and is a predicted model, not a curated record.